UUAUAAAAAUAAAUAAAUGAUUUCAUUAGUGGCACUUUCAUAAGCGUUUCCACACUCUACACUCUACUUUCUUUCUUUUUCAUUCAUUUCACUUAUUCUCUCUGUUCCUUUCUAGAAAGAACACACACAACACAGAACAGCAACAAUGGCGGGUUACAGAGCAGAUGAUGACUACGACUACCUCUUCAAGGUGGUUCUGAUUGGAGACUCUGGUGUUGGCAAGUCUAACCUUCUCUCUCGCUUCACCAAGAACGAGUUCAACCUUGAGUCUAAGUCCACCAUUGGCGUUGAGUUCGCCACUCGCACCCUUAAUGUUGAUUCCAAAGUCAUCAAGGCUCAGAUCUGGGACACCGCAGGCCAAGAGAGGUAUCGUGCCAUCACCAGUGCAUACUAUCGCGGGGCAGUUGGUGCACUUCUAGUGUAUGAUGUCACUCGCCAUGCAACGUUUGAGAAUGUUGACAGAUGGCUGAAAGAGUUGCGAAACCACACAGACGCCAACAUUGUUGUGAUGCUGGUUGGGAACAAAUCAGACCUUCGUCACCUUGUAGCCGUGUCAACUGAAGACGGGAAGUCUUAUGCCGAGAAAGAGUCACUUUACUUCAUGGAAACCUCAGCUCUGGAGGCUACGAAUGUAGAGAACGCAUUUGCUGAAGUUCUGACUCAAAUCUACCGCAUCGUGAGCAAGAAAGCCGUAGAGGGUGCUGAAAAUGGAACUGCAUCUGUGCCUGCAAAAGGAGAGAAAAUAGAUCUUAAAAAUGAUGUGUCUGCUUUGAAGAGAGUUGGUUGCUGCUCAAGCUGAGGUUGGAAAACUUAGUUGAAUUGGUUGCUGUCGGCUCUGAUGUACGUGUAAUAUUCUGAGAAAUACGAACUAGAAGAAAAAUGAAAUUUGAUUUUUCAUAGCAUGUUAGACUCUUUGUGUAACCUUAAAAAACUAUGUUUGGUGUUUCAAUAGGAGCUGCUGGUGAAGCAUGAUGAUUGCUACACGGCUUAGUCUUACAUGUUGUAGUAGUGUUGUUAUUACUAUUGUUUUUUAAAUGAUUUCACUUGCAAAGAGGUUCAAGCUUGGAAUUAAUUGAAUCUAUUGUUUCAUUGAACUCUUUGUGUAGUGUUGUGUGUGUGGUGGACA
Messenger RNA from Abrus precatorius (Indian licorice), 1126 nucleotides. Its product is annotated as ras-related protein RABA1b. Gene Ontology annotation, molecular function: GTP binding; GTPase activity. The transcript has 2 exons. Gene Ontology annotation, cellular component: endosome. Bases 146 to 799 code for a protein of 217 amino acids. The record is from RefSeq and is a predicted model, not a curated record. NCBI's taxonomy places the organism in Eukaryota, Viridiplantae, Streptophyta, Magnoliopsida, Fabales, Fabaceae.